This is a messenger RNA of Capronia coronata CBS 617.96, 3267 nucleotides long. RefSeq lists its product as uncharacterized. NCBI's taxonomy places the organism in Eukaryota, Fungi, Ascomycota, Eurotiomycetes, Chaetothyriales, Herpotrichiellaceae. The transcript has a single exon. The coding region runs from base 1 to 3267 and encodes 1088 amino acids. The record is from RefSeq and is a predicted model, not a curated record.
AUGCGAGCCCUCGAGAUUAACGAUCAUGUCGCCGUCAAAAACGAUCCAAGCCUCUAUGGCACUGUCCAGCGCACAAACACCGACUCGUAUGAGCCUUUGGGGGAUGAGUUAAUCAUCGCUCACACCCACAUCCCACCCGGCGUCCUUAACGAAUUUGUCGUCAAAGGCGUGCCGCCAGAGGGCUAUGUCUUUGUCCAAUUUGCGGAUGAAGCUGCUGGCAGUUCAUUGGUGAGCGAAGAUGAUCUCAUAUUGUUGAGCCGUGUCUUUCAACUGGGAGAUACCGUCAAGCAAGAUGGGAAUUCCAUGACCGGCGCAGUUGUCAAUAUCUCAGAAUCCUACACAUUGGAGCCUAUCACAACAAAACAAGAUUUUGCGAGAAGUCUUGACCUCAAUGUGUUUGAGUCCGUCAAGUGUUCCCCCGAAUGCGGAUCUCUGUUGCCUCCACAGUUCUCUCAUCCGAACCCGCACACCCUGAUUCAUGAUGUUCCCUCAACAGAACUGAAAAGAGCGCAAGAUCUGAUCAAGGAUGACUACAUAAUAUCUGGUGACUGGCUGGGUCUGGCAGACGACGUGAUUUAUGAUGUCGUGAUUCGUCUGGAAGACAAGUCGAUUGUGGUGGUGACUGGCUUGGAUGGCCUUCACAUCCCCGUCCCUGACUAUGGAAAGCCCCUUGUUGCAUUACCGGAGCCCGAUGGAUUUAAAAGACCAGACGUCCUUGUGGCUACACAAGGCUGGUCAAGCACAAUCCCCGUACAGAUGCCACGGCCCGGGUCUUUUGUCAUUGUGGAUCGGACUGCCCUCAGACAUGGACGGUGGCUGGAAGGUUCAUACAAUGCCAACUGCCCUGUGCAAGGUUACGUGGUGGACAUCCGAGCCCAUAAGUUCUGGGUGGACUGGGUCGAUCACAAUCCCGUGAUAGGGUGGCCGCGGACGUAUGAUAACUCCCCACCCCUUGAUCUUUACCUCUAUGACAGCAUUCGAGACCCCUACGAGCGGCCCGGGCUGCGACCGAAGCAGAACCUUUGCGUCUAUGAUAGAGGGGUGAUGCCGUCCAAAUCUGCAAAGCAAGAGAUGUCUGGCACCGAAGCCGGAAUCUCUCACCCAGUAUCGGAGAACACCCAGGAUGUCUGCCCAGGGCAAGACAUAGCAAUCGGUGUUAACGUGAAGUUCCGAGAUCCCGAAGGUGCCGCGGUGAAAUAUCAGGGCAGCGAAGAAACAGGACACGGCAAGUUUGUAAGAAUUCCUGCCGAAGACUCUGGAGGUUGGGACGUAAACGAAUUCAAAGUGGUCUACAUCAAGCAACUCGCAACGGUUCUGUGGCAAGACGGAAGCACCACCACGGUAGAUUCGACUCUACUUGAAGAAUAUGGCCUGUUCGAGUCCGAGCUGGCACCGAAUGAUAUCGUGUUGAAACGGGAAGGCAUGCGUCAGAGGCCCGUUGGGGUGAGCCGAAGGGCCAAGAACAGCGUGAAGGAGUUCAACGAGAUGACCUUUUUCGAGCAGCCUCACGACCUUCUGCCUCGAAAUGUUGGUGUUGUGCAAUCCAUCGAUCCCAACGAAAGAAUUGCCCGAGUUCGCUGGUACAAAGAACCCAAAAUCGAGCUCCGUUCGUCAGGCCAGAUCCUUUCCCCGCAUUCAUCCUUUGGACCCAUCGGAGACGAGAUAGAAGACGUAUCUCUGUACGAGAUCAUGUCUUUCCCGUGUCUGCAGCGUCAAAGAAGGGAUUUGUGUACAAUUGCUCCUCCAGAAGCUGCGAACCAUCCUGAGAGCCCCGACGCCUCAGGCACCUCGGCAACUGCAACUUCGGAGAGUGCCAGUGUGCAAAGAAUAGCAGGAUUCAGCUCAAGGAGAUCUGCCAGAGCAGUGUACAGUGGAGUAUCUGGUGGCUCGAACAGGCAGGCCACGGACGUCGCAAGAGCAGAUGCUCAGAUUGACUGGUUUGGUGAAAUUGUGGCUAUGGGGUUCGAUGGAUCGAUCACCGUCCGAUUGGGAGCUGCGCAGCCGUGCCGCGACGUCCGCAUCGAGUUUGACUCCAUCGCAAGUCUCAUUGCAGAUCGCGGAUCGGCGGCAGACAUGAGCGGCGACAUGAUGGAUGUGGAUUCCUGGGGUGACGACGCCUCAUUCUUCUCCGACGACGAAAGUGUGGAACCCAUUUCGGAAAGCAUUGAAUACGAGGGCGGUGAACGGCUGGACAACGACAGCGGCGACGAUAACUGGGAGUCUGAUGAAGACGCAGCGUUGACCGAUGCUCAUGAAGAACAGGAAACGGGAGAUACUGAAAUGGUAGACGCUGUUGAUAAAUACGACGAUACACCGCCAUCAGCCAAGCCGCAACCAUCGAUCCUGCAGCUCCAUUCUGCAUUACCCAUGGAACCACCGCCCCAAUUCAUGGUCCUUGACCGUCAGCCUCCGCCGGAUCAGUUCGGCUUGCACUCGGCCUCGACGGCAGGGACAUUCCUGAAACGCAUCAUGCGCGAGCACCGUACGCUGUCCACAUCGUUACCCACGGGAGAGAUCUACGUGCGAACAUACGAAAGCAGACUCGACCUGCUUCGAUGUCUGAUCAUCGGACCAAGAGACACACCUUACGAGAGCGCCCCUUUUCUCAUCGAUCUGUACCUACCCGAGGGCUACCCCGAAACUCCUCCCACGGCGCACUUCCACAGCUGGACGAGUGGCCUGGGAAGGAUCAACCCCAAUAUGUACGAAGAAGGCAAAAUAUGCCUGAGUCUGCUUGGGACGUGGGCCGGAAAGAACGAGUGCGAAUCAUGGAGCGAGAAGGCGACCAUCCUCCAGUUACUGGUGUCAUUGCAAGGCCUGGUGUUUGUCAAGGCUCCCUUCUACAACGAAGCCGGCUUUGAGGGAUACGAACAUGAUGGGAAAUACACGCGAGAGUCGGAGCAAUACAGCGAGAAGGCAUUUGUGAUGGCGAGAGCAUUUGCCAAACACGCCAUACUACGUCCUCCGGGGGGCUUGGAGGACGUGGUUGCCUGGCUAUAUGUGCCCCACGAGCUUGCAAGGCCGGAGGAUUCUCUCCUUGCGGCUAUUGUCCAGCGGGGCAAAGAGUUGAUCGAGAAGUCGGAGGAGGCAAGGCGGGCUGGAGAUGAUCGGCUCUUGGACUCGGCAGGCGGAACAGACAAUGACACCCGAGUGUUUCUAAGACCUCUCAGCCGCGGAGCCGCUGUCAUGCUCAAACGGACGAUCGCGGAAUUGCAGGAGCAACUAGACCAAUUGUGCGCCGCCAAUGCAGCUGAGACCGCGGCAUAA